GACAGUUCUCCGAGUCUCGCGCAGACCGCACGGUGCCUUUAAGACCGCUGAAGUCCAGCGAAAGUCUUGUCAGUCGGCGUGCCCAUCUUUGAGGUCCCGGGAUUGGCCGACUAAGCGGACUUGUUCGUGUGAGCGCCCCCCCCCGGAGACCGCGCUUCGCUCGCCACGUGAGUUGAACGGGAAACCAACAGGUGUCCGUGCCGGACGUGAGCCUCAAGCGCCAGCAAGGACCUCUUUCGUGUUGCUUCCCCCGUUGACGAUCGUGAGUUUGGUGUUUUGCGUCGGUGUUCCCUAUAGCUGUCCCACCCAAGAAUGCCUCGCGCGUUAGCGAUUUGCUGGAGGAAAUUGAACUGCGUAUAAGACAUGUCAAGUCUUUCAGCGUCAGUGUGAAGCAGUAUAGAAGUUUCUUCCGUGAGAACAGGCCAUUCGGUUGUGUGAGAAGUGCAUUUCUUCCGCAUCUUUUGAGGAUACACCGCUGACACACUUGUCCCCGGAUUGAUUGACCUCGGUGUUGUACGAAAAGUGUAAAGUACAAACAAUUUCAUCUAGGGAAGAAGCAGGAGCGUGAUUCUAAUGGUCACUUUGAACGUCUUAUGCUGUCAUAAAAAGCUUACGACGAUUCCUAAGGACAUAAUAUUGAAGAAUUUAGUGACGGUACAAGGGCUCAUGGCACACUGCAUCAAUGAAGCCAAGUAAAUGCGGGACCUGAAGUUACGUACGUGCAACGAUCGAUGUCGGGCUGCCUAUUAUUUUGCACACAUCAGCUCAAUUACUUCGCAUUCAGCCACGGACCGCUUUUGUGCUCGGUAGCAGCGUGCUCAGUAGCAGUAGCUUCUUUUAUUUCUUUGUUCUGAGUGAACACUUCAGUUGAGCCCACGUGAAAGUUAAGGGGUUCGGUACGUGCGGGAGUUAAUUUUUUCCCCACAGUAAACCUUAGCCUGUCUCCACUGCGAAAGAAAAGAUCAUUUUUGAUAAGUUCUCACGCUUUGAUUUGCGUAUUGUGCUGUUUUGACCACUAUAUUUGUUAAAUGAAAUGCUCUGUUUUACAUGUUUUUACACAGGCAGCACAUUCUAUGGUGUAACCUGCUAUUGGUCAUUGUGCAUUCGUAAAAAGGAAUUUUAAUUGUUUCAUAACUGUCAAUCUUUUCUGUGCAUAUUUUUAUGGUUUAAGUUUUCAGUGGUUUUUUGUCUUUCACGGUGUACGUGAAAGCAUCUAGGUUUCGCGCUGGCGUUCAAACAUUUCGAGAGCUCAUUUCUCGCUACUUUCUAUACUGUACGCGAAUAUUGAACGAAAAAGAAAACUAUUCGAAUAUAUUAGAGCACACACUCCACUGAAAUCUUCUACAGUUGCAUCUUAGCUGACCGCAUAAGCUUAUGACACAAGAAAAUCAAAGAAGAAAAAAAAAAGCAUGAGCGCUUAGAUCACAAGUAGCAAACCCUUUCACUAGGUCAGUGAUUUAACUCCGCGAUCAAGAUACACAAAGAUGCAACUGUUGGAUUUUUUGUUCAUUUUACGCGCUGUAAAAAGUUAAGCCACCGUCGCAGACGUCUGCAUAGGCAAACAGCCUAAGCUAAGGUCCCGCAAGUUUAACAGUGAAUAUUUCUCAAUUGGUUUUGUUUUGAAUAAGGCUGGGGCACUUUUGCAGUAUUAGAAUCGCACGUGAUGAGCUGCGCCAAUUGAUCAUGGUGAUACUAAGAAGUGCUUAAUAGUAAGCACCCGCUGGCGCCCAUAGAACGCGGGAAGUUCAAAAGAAAACAGAAAAGGCUAAGUGGGACAACAUCGAUGGCAAUUGCGACGCUCGUAGCAUUCAUUACAUUAAUAGCCGGCAAUAAGGGUACCCGAGUGUAAGAGAAAAAAAAUGAAAGUGGUAGGAAAUGAUAAGCGGAACAAGGCAGAGAGGUUCGUGAAAUCACAGCUAAUAACGCGCUGCGUGAGAAAAGUGUAUACCUCGUAAUUCAUAUUUCGCCACCGCACUGUCGAAAUGGACGCUCCGUGGGGACAUUUAACGAUGCGAGUUCCCGCGGUGCCCCUGCUGGACCCAGAAAGUGUCGACUUUCUCUCGAGACUCGUGAACAGCUCUUGGGCCAACGUGGACAAGUCGAACUUGACGGACGCAUUGCUGGAGUCACUGAACCAGUCCUCGGCGGCGUCGACCACGCGCGCGACUGUCGUCGACGUGCGCAGCGAGCGCCAGUGGGUGCUGCCGUGGUGGACACAGCUGGUGUACGCCUGCCUGUUCGGGUUCAUGGUCGCCACGGCAGUGGUGGGCAACGCCGCGGUGAUCUGGAUCGUGCUUGCACACCGGACCAUGCGCACCGUCACCAACUAUUUCCUCCUCAACCUCUCCGCAGCCGACACCAUGACGGCCACGUUCAACGCCGUCUUCAACCUGGUCUACAUGCUCGAGAGCCACUGGGCCUUCGGCGAAGGGUACUGCGUAUUCAGCAACUUCGUGGCCAACUUGACCGUAUCGUCUUCGGCCUUCACCAUGGCAGCUAUGAGCAUCGACAGGUACUUCGCUAUCGUGCAUCCGCUGUGCGGUCGCUUGUCCCGGUGGCGUUCGGUGACCAUCAUCGGGGCGCUCUGGGGCUGCUCGGCGCUCCUUUCUCUGCCACCGCUGCUGUACUCGCGCACGCUCUCGUACCGCUACGCCGACGGCAGCGUGCGCACAGUGUGCAUCCUCGUCUGGCCCGACGGUCCGCCGUACGCAUCCUACGACGACUACAUAUACAAUGUGCUGUUCCUGGUCCUGACAUACGGCGUUCCCGUGACCACGCUGGCUCUCACGUACUGGCGCAUGAGUUUGGUGCUCUGGGGCGAGCAGUGCAUCGGCGAGUUUACGCGGCAGCAGGAGAACGCCCACCGCAGCAAGCAGAAGGUGGUGAAGAUGCUGUUCACCGUGGUGCUCCUGUUCGCCGUGUGCUGGCUGCCGUACCACGCGUACUUCCUGUACGUGUCGCACAACCCCCACGUGGCCUACCUGGACCACAUCCAGCACGUGUACCUGGCAAUGUACUGGCUCGCCAUGUCGCACGCCAUGUGCAACCCCAUCAUCUACUACUGCAUGAACAAGAGGUUCAAGGCCUACUUUCGCGCCUUCUUGUGCGGCUCCUGUUCCUCCAAGCCCACCAGGGAAAAUGAGCGGAGCGACAGGUCGGUCCGCCUGAGGACGUUGCGCUGCGGUUCCGCAAAGUGGACACAGAGCUUUACCCUGAAGAGCGGCCUGAAAUGCUCAUCGCCCACUGAGAAGGGUGAAAGACGUCGCUCCUGUAGAGCACCGCCACUCGUAGCUGCGGACGAUGGUCGCGGCUGACAUCGGCGUGAAGCAGGCUGCUGUACUGACGUACGACUGCAGGCUACUUGUUCCGGAGCCAAUUUUCUGCCUGUGCUCACCGCACCGACCCGCACUGAACAGCUCAAGUCCGCCUUGUAGCCACUGACGACGGUGAAUAAAGAAAACGGUAAAGACAGGCGUUGAAGAAGACGUUCACGAGAAAUUCGUAAAUAAGUCUGAUCUUUAGCGAGAAAUGUAGCAUCAUGCAAACCUCCCAAAGGACAGAAAGAGAGAGAGAGCAAUCGAGUAUAACCACAGCGGUUGAUGGGUUGAUGAUUAUUAAAGUUUGCGCUCACGGGAAAAUGAGCCACUGAAGGAUGAGCUGUCUCAAGCAUAAAAAAUAAUGCCCGGGAUAAACAAAUGUAAAGAACACGAAAAAAAAAAAGAUAUAGGGAGGAAGGGAAAAUAUUGCACCAACAAAGCUUCACAUAUAUCAGGUAUAGCCUGCUAUACUAUUCUAUAUAUAUAGUCAAAGCCCAAUAUAUUGUCAGUCAUAUUACACGAGAAACAAGACGUAAAGAACCUUGCACAUGGCAUAGAAUAAACCACAGCCAUACGAAUAGCAUACGUAAAGCAUUCGCAGCACAUUCAACCAAGCAAAACCGAAAACAGUGGUGCCCUAGUUCGAAUUGUUUUCAGAGUUCAGCCACCCCCGCUCCCCCCUUCACGAAAUUUGGAAACCAUUCUUGACAUUUAUUUCAGGCGCAGUUGACAAUAGAUGUUGAUAACGACACGUGACAAUGUCCAAUAACAAUGUUCAAGAGCUCAACGUCUUGUAAAGCAGUGAUUUCGCCUUGUUGGUAAGACAUCGUGAGGCUUAUAGCGCGUUAAAAAGACAGGGACGAAAGUGAGACGUGACACACACAGGCGCUAACUUGCAACAAUCUUUAUUUCGAGCAAGGGACCCAUACAUAUAUACAACUUUUUCGCGUACAUCCUACAGGCGCUGUUUGCAAAAAAAAAAAAAAAAACAACCUUACACACUAUUGCGCAGGUACGAUAACUCUUUGCGGGAAAGGGCUAUUGAUGGUUUAGACACACAGUUAUCGCCAAGCCUAUCAAUGAUUUCUGCUUCUAUAAUUUCGCGAGUUAUCCUACCUCGGGCUUUUCCCACAAUGGAGCAGUCUCUGUAUGCUGGAGCACACGUCGAGUGGUCACCAUCAUCCACCCCGGCGACAGUGUAGCUGCAAUGCCUGCAGUGGGCGUCAAGGAACCUACCCCGCUUUUCUGCUACAUUGUACCGGUGUUCCUUUAAACGCUCGUUGAGGCACCUUCUGCUUUGCCCCAUGUAGUUCUUCCCACACUUUAAAGGAAGGUUGUAAACAACUUCUUCCACACAUUCAACAAACGGUUCCUGGUGUUUCUUUUUGCACGUGCGCUUAUCAGAGAGGCCUGGUCUGGUUAGUCUGCACAGGCAUUGCAGUUUUGUGGAAGCUGAAAACACAACCCUAAACCCUAACAUUCGCACGUUGGCCUAUUUUCUUUAAACGGUGCGAUAAGCCGCGGAUAUAUGUGAUGACAGCAACGCUCCUCUUAUCUACACAAGGCACGCUGGCGGGAUUAUUUGAUAUCUUCGACUUGAGCAGACCCUCAGCAACGCUAAUAAGUACAUGUGUAGGGUAACCUGCCAAUCGAAGACGGAGGAUCUGAUCCUUGAUGCUUUCGGUCAUCAGCUCCGGGCAUGACUUACAUAAUGCGUUUGACAAGCAUGUCUUUGUGAUUCCCCUCUUAACCAACUUAGAGUGCGCCGACUGAUAUGGGAGCA
Molecule: messenger RNA, 5100 nt
Organism: Dermacentor andersoni
Lineage: Eukaryota; Metazoa; Arthropoda; Arachnida; Ixodida; Ixodidae
Product: tachykinin-like peptides receptor 86C
Biological process (GO): G protein-coupled receptor signaling pathway
Cellular component (GO): plasma membrane
Molecular function (GO): tachykinin receptor activity
Source: RefSeq, a predicted model, not a curated record